ACGAUUUUUCAUGUGCCCAAAAGCCCUACUGCAAAAUUAGGGUUUGCUGUCACCGCCACCUCAAGUCCUCAACAUUAACUCUGUGUGUUUAGAUCUCGAGCUUCUUCUCUAGCUUCCGAUUCGCGACAAUGGCAACCCAAAUGAGCAAGAAGAGAAAGUUCGUAGCCGAUGGGGUUUUCUUCGCUGAGCUGAACGAGGUUCUGACCAGAGAGCUCGCGGAGGAUGGAUACUCGGGUGUGGAGGUGAGGGUCACCCCGAUGCGCACUGAGAUCAUCAUCAGAGCCACUCGAACCCAGGCCGUUCUUGGUGAAAAGGGAAGGAGAAUUAGGGAGCUUACCUCUGUGGUACAGAAGAGGUUCAAGUUUCCGGAGAAUAGUGUGGAGCUAUAUGCUGAGAAGGUUAACAACCGUGGUCUUUGUGCUAUUGCUCAGGCAGAGUCUCUCCGCUACAAGCUCCUUGGUGGCCUUGCUGUACGGAGGGCCUGCUAUGGUGUUUUGAGAUUUGUUAUGGAAAGUGGUGCCAAGGGAUGCGAGGUCAUUGUUAGUGGAAAAUUGAGGGCUCAGAGAGCCAAAUCCAUGAAAUUCAAGGAUGGUUACAUGAUUUCUUCCGGGCAACCAGUCAAAGAUUACAUUGACUCUGCAGUGAGACAUGUGCUCCUCAGACAGGGUGUUCUCGGUAUCAAGGUCAAGAUCAUGCUUGAUUGGGAUCCUAAAGGAAAACAAGGUCCCAAGACUCCUCUCCCUGAUAUUGUCACUAUCCAUGCUCCAAAGGAGGAAGAAGAAUACAUCCGGCCUGCUGCUGUUCUGACAAGUGAUAUUGAGGUCCCUGUCGCUUGAUAUGUUUUGAUUGUUGGAGUAUUGACUGAUAGUACCUGAAUUCCUAGCUUUUCUUGUGCGCAAUAUUUGAUGUCAAAGAAUUGCUCAAAAUUUUCUAGUUUUAGAUACAAGUAUUCAUCAAUCGUUCUAUCCGUUCCCUUCCUCAGUUCGAAUUUUGUUUAUUGUCCAAAGAGUUGUUAUGAAUGUCUAGAAAGAAAUUAAAUGAUAUUUUCUUUGUUAUUGAUUUCGGACGUUCAGAUGUUCUAUCUUAUAAAUAAAG
This is a messenger RNA of Gastrolobium bilobum, 1095 nucleotides long. RefSeq names its product small ribosomal subunit protein uS3x. Gene Ontology annotation, biological process: translation. The transcript is spliced from 6 exons. The record is from RefSeq and is a predicted model, not a curated record. Gene Ontology annotation, molecular function: RNA binding; structural constituent of ribosome. NCBI's taxonomy places the organism in Eukaryota, Viridiplantae, Streptophyta, Magnoliopsida, Fabales, Fabaceae. Gene Ontology annotation, cellular component: cytosolic small ribosomal subunit; nucleus. The coding region runs from base 129 to 836 and encodes 235 amino acids.